AAAUCUUUGCAAUAACAUCAUCACCGCUACCGCAAAACAGCUAGUGUGUUGCUUUAUCUCAACUAGCUACCAAUUAAAAACAUAUUCAAACCACGCAUUGUGUAUGCGUAUACCAAUAACAACAACCACGACAACUCUACUAUACUCGUCUAACACAAGCGAGGCGAGGAGAUUACAACAUCGUCUCCGGCAUCACAUAUCCGUGGCACAGCACUUCCGAGCAGAUCACCGUUCGCCAUGACCGAGCUCGUCUACCACAACGGCCACUACCACGAGGUCCCCCGCCGCGAUCGGCGUCGCCAGAAACGCGACGACUCCUGGAGCGUCAUGAAGUUUUGGGACGAGGUGCUGUAUGGCAUCGGCGAUCUCUACUACAGGGUGCGCAAACGAUACUAGCUUGUGUUGCAGCGCUGCUUCAAGGUUGCGGGAGUGUCAAGUACGAAAAUAGUAUAUUGAAUUAUACGAUCGAUAUUUAAAAAAGGUAGCCGGACAGGAUAUACGCUUAUUAGUGCCAUUUCAC
This is a messenger RNA of Trichoderma asperellum CBS 433.97, 520 nucleotides long. RefSeq lists its product as uncharacterized. The record is from RefSeq and is a predicted model, not a curated record. NCBI's taxonomy places the organism in Eukaryota, Fungi, Ascomycota, Sordariomycetes, Hypocreales, Hypocreaceae.